Schizosaccharomyces japonicus yFS275 is the source of this 3977-nucleotide messenger RNA. RefSeq names its product vacuolar sorting protein Vps45. Gene Ontology annotation, biological process: Golgi to vacuole transport; Golgi vesicle fusion to target membrane; vacuolar acidification. The record is from RefSeq and is a predicted model, not a curated record. The coding region runs from base 172 to 1851 and encodes 559 amino acids. The transcript is spliced from 5 exons. Lineage: Eukaryota; Fungi; Ascomycota; Schizosaccharomycetes; Schizosaccharomycetales; Schizosaccharomycetaceae. Gene Ontology annotation, molecular function: SNARE binding. Gene Ontology annotation, cellular component: SNARE complex; Golgi membrane; endosome.
CACUUGACCGUGGGUUCGUCUUCGGCUCGAUGACCUAACUGUUCCUUAGCCUUAGGAAUAGGUCUUCCACCAGUUUUUUUCGUUGACGUGUCAGACGUUUGUAUUUGACUUCGGAGUGUUUUCUAUUGAUUGAAUUACGUCUCGAUUGUUGUUGUUCACGUAGCUUUCUUAAUGGAUGUCAAUGCAGCUGCUAAGUCAUAUUUCAAGCGAAUCUUUCAGGAAGUUUCAGGAUUAAAAGUAGUUCUUCUUGAUAAAGAAACAAUUUCAAUUGUCUCUUCCUGUUUAACACAGACUGAGCUUCUUGAAAAUCAGGUUUAUUUAACAGAAGUACUCGAAAAUCAAAGGGAAAAUGUUCGUCAUUUAAAAUGCGUUGCUUUUAUACGUCCUACGAAACUUCAUAUAAGACUUUUGUGCGAAGAAAUUCGGAACCCAAAGUAUGCUGAGUAUCAUCUUUAUUUUACAAAUAUUGUGAGCAGAAGUCUCCUGGAAAGAAUUGCAGAAUCCGAUGACUUUGAAGCGGUUAAAAGUGUACAGGAGUAUUUCUUAGAUUACGAAGUUGUCAACUCGGACUUUGCUUCCUUUGCUAUGCCUCACGUAUUAGGAACGGCUAAAGAUACUUGGGAUGAAAACGCUCUUGAACGAGUGCAUCAGGGUGUCGUUUCCUUACUCUUGUCUUUGAAGAAGAAUCCCGUAAUUCGUUAUGAUGCAAAUAGUGACAUGUGUUUAAAACUCGCUGGACAGAUUUCGUAUACUAUACAACAGGAACUCCAGCUAUUUAACUUCCGGAAGUCUGAUGUCGAUCCACUACUUCUAAUCCUAGACCGCAAAAAUGAUCCAGUAACACCAUUAUUAAUGCAAUGGACAUAUCAGGCAAUGGUCCAUGAUUUAUUUGGUAUCCAGAAUGGACGAGUGACACUCCCAAAUACCUCGGACGCUUCACAAGAACCACAAGAAUUUGUUUUGAAUCCAUUUCAAGACAACUUCUAUCAGGAAACAAUGCUCAAUAACUUUGGAGACCUUGGUAUAAAGAUUAAGAAUUAUGUUUCUCAAUUACAAUCCAAAUCCUCUAAAAAGGCCAGCGAUAUCGAAACUAUUGAUGACAUGAAACAGUUUCUGGAAGCUUAUCCUGAUUAUAAAAAACUCUCCGGAAAUGUGUCCAAGCAUGUGGCACUUCUGAGUGAACUAUCUAAUCGCGUACAACAUGACAACUUGUUGGAAUUGGGCGAGUUAGAACAGAGUUUGGCAUGCAAUGACUCUCAGUCUAGUGAUUUCACGGCUAUUCAAGCUGCAUUAAUGUCUACCGUACCUGACACCCUGAAGCUGUGUCUGGUUUGUCUCUAUGCUCUUCGUUAUGAAAAAGAUUUUCCAGGUAAUGUUAAAACUUUACAAGCGCUAUUAGUCGCGAAUCUCUCAAACCCUAUGUCGGCUUCCUGCGUUCCUGUUUUACUCAGUUUGUGUGGUAAACAAGCGAGACAAGAUGAGAUAUUUCCUUCCUCCAAUAUCUUUUCAAAAGCCGCUAGAAGUGGACUCCACGGUCUUCGGGGAGUUGAAAACGUUUAUACGCAGCAUGUUCCUUUCCUUAAAGUCAUCUUAACCGAUAUAUUAAAUGGAAAACCUCGGACAGCCACUCAGCCCUAUGCCUCUACUGUUAACACCGCUAUAAUUAAGAAACCACAAGAUAUCAUUGUUGUCAUUGUUGGCGGCGCUACUUUUGAAGAAGCAAAAAUUGUUUCCGAACUUAAUGCUGCUCAAAAUGGUACUCGAAUUGUUUUGGCUAGUAAUGCGGUAUUAAACUGCAACAUGUUUGUUAAUGAUUUACUUCGCUCAGCGCAAACCAUUGGGAAUGAAUAGAACCCUGUAACGAAUUUAAGAUUUUGACGCUACUUACCCGCAUAUUAUUAUGAAACGAAAUAAAGUCGCUUUUAAUUCUCUGUAGACACGAGCUCGUCUAUUGUUCUACCCACCUAGAAAACCGCGACCAGUCAUUGACAAAAUUUUUGUAGACCACUCUCGAUGAUGCAUCGAGUGCUGCAUUGAUGCUUUCCUUUUCAUGAGUGGACAAGUUCUCAUAGAUAGCAUUAAAUCCAGGAAGGAGUGCUUCUUUUAUGUCCGGUGAAUAAGUGUACCAUAUUUGAUAGUUCAUGAAUUCAAGCAAAAGGAAAAGGAAAUGCUUGGCUGAAGCUUUUGUAAAUAAUUUGUCUGCAUUCGAUAAAACAGAGCUACCUCAUUAGUGAAAGCACUAUUUUUGGGAAGCCAUUUAAAGCGUCCCUGUUCUUUUUGAGAUUUCUGAUCAUUUUGAGUCCGAGUAAAGGAGACAAGGAAACCUUUUAGUACAGCAAACAGAACGUGGAAUCGUCCAUUAAUAUACGAUCUGUGAUUGUAGAGAAGACCUGUCAAAAUUGAAAUGAGCUCUAAAGCGAACUCAUUUGAGUUAACCAAAAUUGGUCCUUUGUAUCGAUUACCACAAAAGUAACUAAGUGAAAGAAGAAGAUGGUUCAUGCCUGUAUGAUUUAAGCUUUUGAUAGGCAUGUGUGCAUAAAUUUUAAUAAUUUUUAAUACGCAGAAAAGAGAUGGUUCCGAGAGUGAAACGUUUUUCAAAAGAAUUUGUGAAAGUGUAUGAAGAAUAUCCGAGGAAACCGUUGCAGUUUCCGUAUAAGGUAUUUCUGCUAAUUGCGCCAGUAGCAACAAAACUCUUAGAAUCGAGGAAAGCGGUAUUGCCAGCUCGUUUGGCGCAUGCGCAAUGUGUGUGCAAAGGGAAACCGUUUGCUUUAGGAGACAAAUGUUCUCUUCAUCUGUCCGACCUUGUAACAUAAAGCGAAUAUCCGAAUCACUUAACAAGAGCACCUCAUUCUCUUUGGAGAAAGCCGCCAAAUACGCUAAACAUCUAAGACAAUCAUCAACAGAGUUUGCGGUUAAAGCAACCAAAGAUAUCCACAUCGGAAAAACAUCAUCUUCUGUCGAUUGAUCGAUAUACUUCAUAAUCACAAGCUCGAUUUGAUUUCGCAAAUUAGAAAGACGUUUCAUCAAUGAAUCAUCUGAUACACUUAAACGGACAAGGUUUAUGCAUGAACCAAGAUAGUAUUUAGUAUAAGCUUUGGAGACUUCAUCUCCGUCAGCACAUGGUUUAGUGGCAUGGAAUAGAAACUCUGCCCCCUCAUUUAACAUAGGGGGAAAGAUUUUGUCAUCAGACAAUGUUUUUUGUAUCACAUUCGCAUGUGAAAAGAAAAGACUAAGAAAGAGUAAACAGCCAACGGAGCUAGAAGUCAUACUAAAAACUUUUCGUAUACUCGGACUCAACACAUUGGCUGUGGAAACUGUAAACCAGUGACCAAGGAUUUCCGAGGUACCUGGUAAAAGCGAUAUAUGAUUGUUUGCGGUUUCAACAAGUCUCAUAAUAUAGCCUUCCAUUUUUAAGGUUUCCCAGGCGAUGGUAAGUUUGGAAAGGGCAAAAAUUGCCUUUCGAAGAGAUUUCAUGAGAGCAACGUCUUUUUCAAGUUCAGCUGCCAAAUCGUAUAGUGCAAAUGCAUUUAAGAAGCGAGACCGGUUCCCCUUUUUAAUGGAUUCAAUAGGUAUGAACUUUAGCAAGUUUAAGAUGAACUUCGCAUGGUAAAUAGUCUUUAAUUGUGUGAGGAACGACCAAUUUCCUGAAAAAACUUGUGAACACUCUUCAUUCAUGUAAGAAGAAAAUUCCCCUUGUACCAUGAAUUUUAUCAUCGCCUGCUGAAAUGCGGCACAUACAGAUGGCUGCUCGUAAACUUCUGAAGACGCAAGCAUUCGCAACAGAAUGCAUGUAUAUGAGGAAGUUGAGGACUUGUCAAUGUCUCCGCUUUCCAAAAAGGACUGUUCCAACAAAAAUCCAAACCAAGUUUGCAAAUCCAGGUGCUUUUCAUAAGUUUCAAAAAUUUUUAACCAACGACUCGUCAUAGUUAAAAAUAUCGCUUUUGAAGCACUUUAGUACUUCAGCAAAUUCUUCAGUG